Molecule: messenger RNA, 1622 nt
Organism: Cornus florida
Lineage: Eukaryota; Viridiplantae; Streptophyta; Magnoliopsida; Cornales; Cornaceae
Exons: 3
Coding region: 490-1299 (269 amino acids)
Source: RefSeq, a predicted model, not a curated record
UCGACACUUACUUCGAGAGUUAUGAUUUGUGAAAGGAUAUUCAUUUAAACAGAUGAGAUGAAAGAGCGUAUGUCGGUAUGGUAGACUUUGAUGUAGCGAAUCUCGAUCUGCUCCAUCCCACUUGGAGUUCGAUCUCAGAGGUUCAAAGGAAGAUGUUCGAAGGAAGAUAUUAGCCAGGCUUAUAUAUAUAUAUAGACACAUAUAUAUAUAUAGAAAUAUUUCGAGAGAGAGAUAGAGAGAUGAGCGGAUCUAUGCCUUGGGCACGCUCUCCAAUAUCGUGACAAGCAAUUGCUUUUGUCGGAAAGGAAGUUUCGGAUCUUAGCUUGUUGACAUCUCUAGCAAGUUCUAAAUUGCAAUUCCAAAAGUUGACUUAGAGAAAGAGAUGCUAUUUACAGUUGCACCUAGGUAGAAAACUCCUCCAGAACUUUUCAUAGCCAAGCGUACUUGAACAGGUACCCUUUGGUGGAGAAUUUUUUUUUCACGAUCACAAUGUGGAGUUUUGCUUCAAAUUCCAUUGGUGGAACCACUGGAAUGAAGAAUGACCAUCUAAAGCCAAGUCGAGCUCCUUCAGAGUGCUCUGACGAUGAAAUUUCUGUGAACAACAGUGGAGUGGAAGGGCUGGAAUGUCCAAUAUGCUGGGAAUCAUUCAACAUUGUAGAAAAUGUGCCCUACGUUUUAUGGUGUGGCCAUACCCUAUGUAAGAAUUGUGUUUUGGGACUGCAAUGGGCUGUCAUAAAGUUGCCAACCCUACCAAUUCAGCUUCCCUUUUUCAUUUCUUGUCCAUGGUGCAACCUCUUAUCCUUCCGAUUGGUCUACAAGGGGAAUCUCAAGUUCCCCCGCAGGAACUUCUUCCUCCUCUGGAUGGUUGAAAGCAUGAAUGGUGAUAGGGUAAAAUCUCAUUCGUCCUUCUGUGGGGAUCACCAACCAGUUUUGUCUUCAAACAGAAGCUUAGCCAUGGGAAGUCAAGCUAACCAAGUAAACAACAGCCGUGCCCCAUCUUUUCAUCUCUCGGAACAAAUGAAUUCCAACAAUGAUGACGGUCGCCUUGUUGGUAGCUUCCUCAAUCCAGAAAGACUUCAGUUUUCUCUUCGUAAGUCCUUGGUUUUCUUUGUUCACUUGACAGCUAAGUUUCCCUUGGUCAUCAUAUUUCUUCUUGUAGUUUUGUACGCAAUACCAGCCAGUGCAGCCAUCUUGGCCCUGUACAUUCUCAUCACUAUCUUGUUUGCUGUCCCAUCUUUUCUAGUACUAUAUUUCGCGUACCCCAGUUUGGAUUGGCUGGUUAGGGAAAUCAUCACUUGAAUUGCGAUUUGUUCUGAUUAUGUAUAUCAUAGUAUUCGUAUCAUGACAAAAAUCCUUUUUGGGUCUGUUAAUGUGCAAUUUGUCGACCUUCCCCUUUUUUCGAACUUGAUACUCUUGAUUUGUUCUAUGGAGUCACCAUCCUUUGAUUGAAACAUUCCAUAUUCAGAAUCAAAUCAAAUAUCUUCGCGUAUGGUUGCCUUGAUGUUAGUGAAUGUGUCAAUUAGUUUCAGAAAUGGCUUCUGUAUCUGAAUCCUACAAUUGAUUGUCGAGAUUUGUGUUUUGUAAGAUAUAAUACAUCCUUUCAUGUUUCUUUCUCUUAACAA